Dendrobium catenatum is the source of this 792-nucleotide messenger RNA. RefSeq names its product spindle assembly checkpoint component MAD1. Lineage: Eukaryota; Viridiplantae; Streptophyta; Magnoliopsida; Asparagales; Orchidaceae. The record is from RefSeq and is a predicted model, not a curated record. The coding region runs from base 1 to 792 and encodes 263 amino acids. The transcript has 2 exons.
AUGCCUCAAUCAUGCUCUCCGAAUGAGCAGAAAGGAAAGAGCAAAAUGAAUAGGCCUCGCCCUGUUUCCUUGCCUGAGUUGCUAACUCGGAAUUCAAAGGAGGAAUUGGUUCAAAGUGACGAUUCUAAUAGCCUUGAAGGUAUCUCAAUGAACAUCAAGCAAAUCGUCAAACUCCUCCAAGAGCUCAAAGACUCAAAACAAGAAGACAGCAGUCAUACAACCAACCGCCUCGAAAGAAUUCUCAGCAUCCUCGAAGACAUCCUCUCUCCCCGCAGUUCAAAACAAGAACUUUACGAAGAAAACCAGAAGCUCCGACGCGAGCUCUCGGCGAGCUUAACCGCCCGUAAAAGCCUCGAAAGGAUGUUCUCUAGUCUUGGGCGUGAGAAGGAGAUGAUUGCAAAUGAAUUGGCUCGUAAAGUUCAAGAGCUUAGUUGGAUGGAGGAGCAUGUGAAUGACUUGACAGCUCAUAACAAUAAGUUGUCUGAGAAGGUGAUGGAAUGGUGCAAAGUUGGGGGUAGUGGUGGUGGAAUGGAGGUGGAGGAACUGAAGGAGAAGAAUAGAGAGUUAUCGGAGAAGCUUUUAAAGGCACUGGAUCGGUAUAAGACGGGGAAGAGAAGGUUGAGGGAGGCGAGGGAAGAGAAUGAGAGGGUGAGGGAGGAGCUGGAGGGGGUGGUCGAGAUGAUAAAUAGGAUUACGGAGAGAAGAGGAGAAGUGGUGGAGGGGGAGAUGGGAAAGUUGAAGAUAAUCUUGGAGAAGUUAGCUAAGGUUGGAUUGCCGCCUUUCUCUAACUAA